Durusdinium trenchii is the source of this 427-nucleotide messenger RNA. The record is from the annotation of a GenBank genome assembly. Lineage: Eukaryota; Dinophyceae; Suessiales; Symbiodiniaceae.
AGGGCAUUUAGGUUCAACCGGCUUCAGUAGGAGCUGUGGAGAUCGUGUGAGCUCCACAAUGGCGAUGAUGCCAAUGGACCUGCCAUGCGGUGCGACCAUGGAGCUCCGCGAAGGAUCCUUACGCAUGUCCAUCAACAUCAAUUUCCCGAAGGAGCUGCUUCAGGCGCUCUCUUCGCCUGCACCGGUGCCUGCGCCUCUCCCCAAAGCGGACACCGCACCACGCUCCGCGCAGCCCGAGCAGUCCGAGCCGCAGCCCGAGCAGCCCGAGCCACAGCCCGAGCAGCCCGAGCUGCAGCCUUUGCGUGCGACAAACAUGGCGUGGGGAGGGAAUUGGGAGGCGCUGGGCACAGCCGUGCGGAUCUCCAACCUUUCAAAGAGGAUGAACGCUGAGCAAGUGAAGGAACUCUUUGAGGAGGGAAAAAGGGGG